AUGUGGCAUGCUGAGAAGAUUUUCAUCUGCAUGGCUUGUCGCAUUUCAUGCCACAAGAAGUGCCACGCCAAGAUCACACAGCAAUGUUCGAUGAUGGUCGCGCCAAGUUUGACCAGUGGGUCUGGAGGACGAUUCUUCGGAGCAGUACUGGCCAGCCUGGUAGAUGAAGAUCACGUCGUUCCACCGCUUGUGGACCGUCUCUUCAUGAAUGUCGAGACAAGGGCGCUUUUCGUCGAAGGGGUCUAUAGAAAGAGUGGAUCGUUAGCACAAGUACGAAGUAUACGACGAGUUAUAGAAACCGCACCAGAUUUCGAUUCUGUCUCUUUGGAAGACGUACAGGUUCAUGUGCUGACGACGCUCGUAAAAGCAUUUCUAAGGGAAAUGCCUGAACCGCUGAUCACGUUCGACCUCUACGAGAACUUCCUCAACGUUUCCGAGGUGGACGAUCUGAUAGAGCGCGGAAGGUGUCUAGCGGUGAUGAUCGAUCUGCUUCCAAAGACGAAUCGUGGUCUGCUGGAUCGAUUGAUGUUCCACUUAGCCCGAGUGGCUCAUCAGGAAGCCGUCAAUAAAAUGGGACCCUCAAAUCUUGCCCUUAUCUUCGGCCCGUGUAUAUUGAGGAGGCAGGACAAUGUGCACGCUCAGGAGCAGCUCAAUGAUGUGUCAAGGCAGGCGAUUUGUGUUCAAACGUUGAUCGAGGAAAAACUUCGGCAGUACAAAGCGACUCUCAUCAAUAUUGUUGAGUUGGAGGAUGCUAGUCAGAAGGUUAGUGCAAAUCUGCGUCGAAUAGAGGAGCAUCAGCGGCUUGACGAAGCGGUGGAGAACAUCGGAACUGCCAAGCAACUUUUCGAGGAACAACUGGAUUUCCUUGGCAGACAAAAGGAACGAUUACUACAAGAGUUGCCUCCUUUGGCACCAGUUGCUUCUUCAGAAGACCUCUCAUCGUCAGAUGAACACUCUUCAGGUAUUACACGGGAAGAAUAUGCGAUCGAUAUGGAUGCACCACCAGUUUUCGGAGUGCUCUAUCACGCGUGCAAAUAUCGAGCACCUCCUCCGAAAGGCAGGAAACUUCCAUCACGGUUUCGACAUUCUCCAGUAGUUUUCUACACUCCAUUACCCGAUUAG
Messenger RNA from Cooperia oncophora, 1122 nucleotides. Lineage: Eukaryota; Metazoa; Nematoda; Chromadorea; Rhabditida; Trichostrongylidae. The record is from the annotation of a GenBank genome assembly.